Messenger RNA from Lottia gigantea (owl limpet), 459 nucleotides. RefSeq lists its product as hypothetical. The annotation marks the transcript as partial. The record is from RefSeq and is a predicted model, not a curated record. NCBI's taxonomy places the organism in Eukaryota, Metazoa, Mollusca, Gastropoda, Lottiidae. The transcript is spliced from 5 exons.
AUUGUUAACUUACACAACAAGUUUAGAGCCGAAGUAAAACCUACUGCUAGCAACAUGUUAAAAAUGAAAUGGAAUAAUGAAAUUGCCAAUAUAGCACAGAAAUGGGCUGAAAACUGUGAUUUUCACCAUGAUUCUCCGGUUGCCAGAAAAAUUCCAGGACGAUACGCCGUUGGUCAGAGUACAGCGACUGGUACAGGAAGUUUCGAGGCUGCUAUAAAUCUGUGGCAUGAUGAAAAAGAAGAUUUUACAUACGGUGCAGAUGACAACGUUUUUCAGAAAACUGGCCAUUAUACACAGAUAAACUGGUGGGAGACUAAUUUGGUCGGAUGUGGCUAUGCUAAAUGUGGAACAACCAAUUAUCAUGUUUGUAAUUAUGCUCCUGCUGGUAAUGAAAGAGGUAAAACUAACACACCUUAUGAACUAGGAGAACCAUGCGCAGAUUGUCCUGAUAAUUGUGAU